AUGGAUAGCAGUAUUGAGUUAAUGUUGUUACGAAGAAUGUGGUGUAUUAAGGUGAUAGACGACGUAGACACGUUGAUGCAGAGUUUGGUCCAGAAGGUGAGUACUAAGGAAGUCAAGGAGGAGGAAUCAAAAGAGAUCUACGUGUCACCCAAAUCACUCUUGGGUCAGAUGAUCCAAAGAGUAGUCACUGAUUAUAACAUACUACUGUUUGAAGAGUCCCUGAUACUUUUUGAAGCCUUUUUGGAGUACAGGAGUCCGACUAAGGAAUACUAUAUAUCAAUUGAGGAUCCAGACCAUCUAGAAGCAUCAGCCAUUAAUUUAAGCAAAACUUCGGAGACUGUUUCAAAGGAUGAACGACUCUUUAACGACUUGAAUACUCAAUUACAAGAUAUAUUGGGUAUUUCUAUUAAUACUAUUCUGGAAGGAACCGAAUUACCAAGUACCUUGAAACGGAAUUUGAUAUGUGUUCCUAAGAAUGACUUGCAGGGGCUUAUUAAUAAGCAGAUCUCUUUACUUGAAACAUAUGGCACCCCAACACCACCACGAUUACGAGCCAUAAUGACUCUUAUGGCAUCUCCAAGUUCAAAUACCAGUUCAAUUGGAAACAUUGGGUAUAAUAAUUAUCCUAGUUAUUAUUUUCUCAAAUAUCUUGAGAACCUAAAGGAAUCCAAUUAUACCGGAGCUUUCGAUUCUUUGUAUCAAUAUUUUGAUUAUAUGGUAUCGACCAAUUCCAAAUAUUUUUAUCAUUUUGCAUUGAUUGCAAGAGCAAGUUUCCAUCAAUAUUUUGGUGAAGAUAUGAAAGUAUUGGAAGCCAUAGAAGAAGCAAUUUCUGUUGCUAGAGAGAAUAAAGAUAACAGCACACUAACUUACAUUAUUUCCUUUUUAUUCAAUUUCAUGAUGAAUAGACCAAACCUUUGGAAGAAACAAAGUUUCUAUAAUAAUAAUAAUAACGAAGGCCAAUUGUUGGAAUUUUUGGUUAAGAAAUCUCUGACCAUAUCUUCACAUAUGCAAGCUUUAAGUUAUCAAUUUGAAGUGUUACAUCAACUCAAUAAUGGUGGAGUGAUGUCAAAGUAUUUGGAGAGUUUAUUAAAAGCUGGAUAUGUUUCUAUUCAUGAGAAUAAGGCAACAUUUAUCAAGUCUCUUGAGAUAGCAUCUACCAUGUGGAAUAGAAUAUGUGUUCCCGAACUCAGUGAUGUUUAUGGUACAUUAGCCAUGUCAUUAUGUGAGAAAUGGGAAGAUAAGAUCUCCUUAAAAAUGAGAAAUUAUCACUUACAAAUGCAAAGAGGUAACGUGGACCAUGCCUUGAGGGACUUAGAAGCAUUGAAACUUGAGGUGGGCAAUCGAGAUAUAUCAUUACGGGAUUCUAUUGAAGUUCGAAGAUUAAUAAUGGAGAUAAGAUCCAAUUUAAUGAAGGGAAGAGUUCAUUACAGUAAACAAUUGUUGGAUACUAUCAACAAAUACUAUAAUCCUAAAGAAUUGGAUCUUGUUAAUGAAAUCCUAUUAUUAACUAUUGAAGUGAAUAUUUAUUCGGAGAAUUAUACUCAAGCAUUAAAGUUAAUAGUAGAGAAAGUCAAUGAUGAUUUCAAUAAUAUCCCCAGUCUAAAUACUUAUUCCAUGAGUCGUCUUAAUAUUAUGAAGUGUCGGAUAUACUUCACCACUGGCAAUGGGAGUAAAGUAUUAAGGUUAGUUAUACUGCAGAUCCAACAAACCCAAAAAUACGGCUAUACUUAUUUAUUCCUUGAAUGUGUGCUUUUACUCAUUGGGAUACUUUAUGAAAUGAACCAACUUGAGGAGUGUACAUCAGUGUUGAAUGACGUGAUGCCUCUGGUUCUUAGUUCCGAAAGCAAUGUACUUAUUUCCAGAUGCUAUUAUUUACUGGCACGAGUAGCUGGAGCAAACUAUAUGGCUACAGGGGAUACCUAUUGGCUUACUAAGACAUUAAAGUAUUUGAAUGGGAGUAUACUUGGAUAUAAGGAAUUAGGAGAUGUUAAUUCAUUAGCGGAAUGUUUCAAUCUUCAGCUUGAAAUAGCUCAGCAUCGACAAGACUCAAUAUUAGUAGAGCAUGCAAGGGAAUCAUUAACCAAAGUUGACUUGCGAACAGAACAAGCAUCAAGUUUAGGGUUUAUUUAA
Molecule: messenger RNA, 2130 nt
Organism: Lizanozyma spartinae
Lineage: Eukaryota; Fungi; Ascomycota; Pichiomycetes; Serinales; Debaryomycetaceae
Gene: APC5
Product: anaphase promoting complex subunit 5
Exons: 2
Coding region: 1-2130 (709 amino acids)
Biological process (GO): anaphase-promoting complex-dependent catabolic process; protein K11-linked ubiquitination; positive regulation of mitotic metaphase/anaphase transition
Cellular component (GO): anaphase-promoting complex
Source: RefSeq, a predicted model, not a curated record